AUGGAAAAUAAAGAGCCAACAUCAUUUCUUUGACUGCUUGAAGAUUAUAUAGAACUUUUUAAAGAUGAAGAAGAAUUAAGGCCAUUUUUAGAGCCUACAGCCUUCCCUAGGUACUCUGAAUUUUUAAAUAUUCAGAGUUCGAAGAUAUCUUCAGAUAAAAUUAUAAAAUUUUAUGAAUUAGAAAAAAUCUGAACCAUCAUAUCAAUUGUGCAUUAUAUUGAAGAUUUUACAUUAAAUAAUGCAAAUAUAGUUCUUACUACUCUUGAAGAUAAACUAUUUAUGUCCAGCAAUUCAUCAAAACAUUAUGAAUUUCAAACUGAGCGAAAGCAAGAGACUUAUUCUAUAAUUGCAGAAAUGGAUAUAAAUAUUACAAUGAAAUUCGAAGAAGCUGCAUCAAAAGAUUCAGAAGAAGAGCUAAUUGAAUGGCUUUUAUUUGCAGAGAAAAUUCGAAGAAAAUGGGUAAAAUUUGACAUGAAAUCUACAGUGAAGAUAGGACUUAUUUAUUAUAUGCAAAAAUUUGGUCAAGAAAGAAUUAAAGACCGAAAGCUAUUGAUUUUGGCUUUGAAAUUUUUAGGAAGCGAUGAAAACUUUAAAUUUUUUUUAGAGCAAGAAGCUAUUAAGUACUUAGAGAGCCACAUAGACGAUAGAGCUACAUCAAAAGAAAUAUUAAAAUUGCUCUCUAAUAAAUCGCACAAAUUAAGCGACGAAGACUCGAAAAAAAUAAAAAUAUUUGAAAAUCAAUUAGAAGUAUGAACAAUUAAAACACAGAAAGAAAUUAGAAGAAAUUUCAGGAAUAUAAGAAGAUUCUGCAAAGGAGAAAAAGCUAAAGGAUUUAAAGUUUUAGCAAAAGAAGAUAUAAUAAGGGAAGAUGUCAAAGAUAUUGUAAACGCUAGUUCGAAUUCAAAGAUUUACAUGGGCACAUUAAAUAAUAAAAAGGUUGCUGUCAAAGAAUAUAAGAUUGAAAAAUCGAAAUGGUCAAUGAUUAAAUUAUUCUGCAAUGAAGCAGCAAAUGCAAUUUUCCUUAUUCCCCCUUCCAUUAGCGAACAAAACUAUUGGAACGAAAAAUUUUUUAAGAAAAAUAUUUUAACAUAUAAGUGAUAAUUAUUAUAAUGAAAUCUCUAGCUAAUUCUGCUUAAUUUUGAACCGCUUGCAUUUUAGCACAUAAAUUUUAUAUAUUAAAUAAAUAAUCACUUUCAAAAUUUUUUCGAAUUGGGAAAUUUUUUAAAUUCGAAAAAAAUUAUAUAAAAUUUAUAUAUAAAUUUUAAAACCCCCUCCUUGAACAAAUAGAUUUUUUUUUUCGCUCACGUGAGAGCUAGCGAAAAAGAUGAAAUAUUUAUGAAAUUUUAUGGAAUAUAUAAAGAAUUUGAACCCCUCCAUUCUGAUUUUACAUUUGCAAUUGUAAUGGAGCAAUGCGAUAUGGAUUUAGAGAGAGCAAUAAAAGAAAAGCUGCUUAGUAGCGAUAAAAAUAUAGAAUAUUGCAUUGAUACGCUUUUAAAAGGGUUCAAGUUAUUGCACGAUUAUGGCAUUGCACAUAGAGACAUAAAGCCUCAAAACAUAUUUGUUAAAAACACAAAGAGGGGCUUAAAACUGAAAAUUGCUGAUUAUAACAUCUCUUCUCUAAUUUCUAAAGGAACUGCGCUGUUUUCAUACCAAACUUUAUUUGAUAACAAAGGCCAAAGGACUUAUAUUCCUCCAGAAUGUGUGCAAAAUGAUGGAGACAAUGGUCCAAAAACUAUUGUAAUGAAUAAACAAAAAGCAGAUGUUUAUUCUUUAGGACUGGUUUUUCUAGAAUUGUGCAAACAAGAAAUUCAUACAUUUUCAAGCUAUAUAGAAAGAGAAGAAUGGAUUUCAAGCUAUAUAAACUGUGAUAUAAAACCCUAUUGAAUAAAAGAUUUGCUGAAUUUGAUGCUUACCAAAAAUCCGAAAGAAAGGAAACGGCUUAGCGAGCUUAUUAAAAUAAGAGCAGGCUAUCAGAAUAAUGGAAUAUAA
Messenger RNA from Blepharisma stoltei, 1989 nucleotides. Lineage: Eukaryota; Ciliophora; Heterotrichea; Heterotrichida; Blepharismidae. The record is from the annotation of a GenBank genome assembly.